AAAACUCAUGAACCUCCUACUUUUAUGAGAAACAAAGUCCGACUUUGAGACAACUACUUCUGCUUCAACUAAUCAACAACAAGAUCAAACCCAAAUAAUAUCAUGAACAACUUUUCAUUAGAGCUGCACUUGCUGCACACAAAGCCUACGGCUGUUGCUGCUGCACCCAAAUACGGCCGUGCCUCAUUAGUACGAAAAUCCAAGGUUGCAAAAGCUGUACUCGAUAGCAAGCCAAAAAGCUCCCUUGUUCUACCCUACAAGGGUGUUGAUCCUCUUGUUGAGUCAAAAAUCCUGCAAAUCAUUGAGAGGCAGUUUAAGGGUUUUGUUUCCAGGAAAGAAACCCGGUUUGAUCCUAUCGUUCUUAGAGAGGCCUAUGAAACUUGCAGACAAAUCUGUGCUGAACGUUCGACCACCUACUAUCUAGGAAGUCUUCUGAUGACUGAAGAAAGAAAGAAAGCGGUGUGGGCUGUAUAUGCUUGGGGCCAGAGGACGGAUGAGCUAGUGGAUAAGAACCUUGCAAGCGCAGCUGUAUUGGAUAGCUGGGAAAAGAGGCUUGAGGACAUCUUCAAUGGAUGUCCUCAUGACAUAGCAGACACUGCCUUGGCUGAUACUUUCCAGCGAAUUCCCCUUGACAUUGAGCCUUUCAAAGAUCUGAUGCAAGGGAUGAGAAUGGACUCAUGGAAAACUCGCUACGAGAACUAUGAAGAGCUUGUACUAUACUGCUAUUAUGUGGCAAUAACAGGUUGCUUAAUGACUCUCCCUAUAGCAGGAAUGUCACCAGAAUCUGAGACUUGUACUGAAAGCAUUUUUCAAGCAGUGGUUUCCUUGGGAAUCGCAAACCAGCUAACUAACAUCCUUAGAGAUGUAGCAGAAGAUGCUGAAAGGGGAAGAGUAUACCUUCCACAAGACGAGCUCAGAGAGUUUGGGUUGACAAACGAGGAUAUAUUCUCGAAGAAUGUAACAGAGGAAUGGCGAGAAUUCAUAAAGCAGCAGAUAGCGAGAGCAAGAUACUACUACGAACAGGGAGAGCAUAUUGCUUCUCAGCUAGACAUCUCUAGUAGGUGGCCGGUGUGGGCGUCAAUGAUGUUGUACCGGAAGAUUUUGGAUAAGAUAGAGGCAAACAAUUACGACAACUUGACAAAGCGCGCAAAAGUAGGAAGCACAGAGAAGAUGCUUACGCUGCCACUAGCUUAUGCCAAAGCCAUGGAUUGGUAUUCCGGCACAAAAUCAGUCCCUCGUUGACAUUUAACAAACCAGUACACAGUCAUGACUCGUAUUCAUUAUCCAUUUGUAGUCUUAAAUAACAUCCUAGGUUUUUUUUUUUGGGUACAACUACGAGGAGUUCCCAGGAAUUUGCAAUGACCAAACCAACCAAAAGACUACGCGCCAUCAACUGAAUCAUUUAAUACCUUUCUUGUUUGUAUAAGUUACACUUUUUCAAAUAGUAUCUCAAAUUUCUUUAAUUAGUGUUCCUAAACAAGUCAUGCAUCAUAAAGAAUCACUUGCUACGAGCACAGCAACCCUCAUUCUCAACUUCAUUCAUUUGAAUGCAAUCGCAGAUUAUAGCAACAAAUUUUCUUUUAA
Messenger RNA from Chenopodium quinoa (quinoa), 1584 nucleotides. RefSeq names its product phytoene synthase 2, chloroplastic-like. The coding region runs from base 103 to 1242 and encodes 379 amino acids. NCBI's taxonomy places the organism in Eukaryota, Viridiplantae, Streptophyta, Magnoliopsida, Caryophyllales, Amaranthaceae. The transcript is spliced from 6 exons. The record is from RefSeq and is a predicted model, not a curated record. Gene Ontology annotation, biological process: carotenoid biosynthetic process. Gene Ontology annotation, molecular function: geranylgeranyl diphosphate synthase activity.